AUGCCUUCUUAUGCUAAAUUUCUUAAAGAUAUUUUGUCAAGUAAAAGAAAAUUGGAAGAAGUUUCAGUUGUUAAGCUUACAGAGAAAUGUAGUGCUAUACUGCAAAAUAAGCUUCCGCAAAACGAUCCAAGUAGUUUUACAAUCCCUUGUACCUUAGGAGGUGCUCAUUUUGAGAAAGCACUAUGUGAUUCAGGUGCUUCAAUAAAUCUAAUGCCUUUUUCAAUUUUCAGAAAAUUAGAACUUGGUGAAAUGAAAGACACUGGUGUGUCUCUUCAACUGGCGGAUCAAAGUACUAAAAAAUCGAAAGGAAUAAUUGAAAAUGUUCUUGUAAGAGUCGACAAAUUUAUAUUCCCAGCAAAUUUUAUAGUACUUGAAAUGGAAGAAAAUACUGAGGUGCCAUUCAUUUUAGGUAGACCAUUUCUCGCUACAGAUGAAUACAAAGAUGAUCAGUUGAUUACUGAUUCAUUGGAAAGAUGUUUGUCCAAAUCAGGAACAAAAGUUACAAUAUUCACUGAUCAUGCAUCUUUAGAGUAUCUCUUAACAAAGAAAGAUGCCAGACCUAGAUUGUUAAGAUGGAUACUCCUUUUACAGAAAUUUGAUCUUCUUGCGACAAAUGCCAAAGAAGCGGUAACAUUUCGAAAUGAGAUGAGAUGCCUCUUAACUCUAUUCUGGUGCGUAGAAGCAAUCGCUACUAAAACAAAUGACACUCGUGUUGUCUGUGCUUUUCUUAAGAAAAAUAUUUUUUCUAAAUUUGGAACUCCGCGAGUUAUCAUAAGUGACCAGGGAACUCAUUUUAUAAACAGACAAUUCGCUAGUUUGUUGUCAAGAUAUGGAGUUACUCAUAAAACGGGAACUCCAUAUCAUGCUCAAACAAGCGGGCAAGUAGAAGUAUCCAACAGAGAAUUGAAAAGAAUAUUAGAAAAAACUGUUGGUUCCUCCCGUAAGGAUUGGUCUCUAAAAUUAGAUGAUGCUCUGUGGGCAUACAGAACUGCUUUCAAAACUCCCAUAGGAACUUCGCCUUAUAGACUAGUUUUUGGAAAAGCUUGUCAUUUGCCUGUGGAAUUAGAAUAUAAAGCAUAUUGGGCUAUAAAAUCGUUAAAUCUAAAUUUAUCAGAUGCAGGAAAAAAUCGUUUAUUGCAACUUGAUGAAUUGGAAGAGUUCAUAUUUGAAGCAUACGAAAAUGCUAAAUUGUACAAAGAAAAGACAAAAUGA
This is a messenger RNA of Lycium ferocissimum, 1212 nucleotides long. RefSeq lists its product as uncharacterized. The record is from RefSeq and is a predicted model, not a curated record. NCBI's taxonomy places the organism in Eukaryota, Viridiplantae, Streptophyta, Magnoliopsida, Solanales, Solanaceae. Gene Ontology annotation, molecular function: nucleic acid binding. Gene Ontology annotation, biological process: DNA integration. The transcript is spliced from 5 exons. The coding region runs from base 1 to 1212 and encodes 403 amino acids.